This is a messenger RNA of Onychostoma macrolepis, 1810 nucleotides long. It is a transcript of the gene hdhd2, whose product is annotated as haloacid dehalogenase-like hydrolase domain containing 2. Gene Ontology annotation, molecular function: phosphatase activity. Bases 874 to 1662 code for a protein of 262 amino acids. Gene Ontology annotation, biological process: dephosphorylation. Lineage: Eukaryota; Metazoa; Chordata; Actinopteri; Cypriniformes; Cyprinidae. The transcript is spliced from 7 exons. The record is from RefSeq and is a predicted model, not a curated record.
CACGAGUGAUUAGAAGCAUAUGGAGUCCAUUAACAACACUAGAUUACUCCAUCAGGAUUACACUACCUUUUUAUUAACAGUAGCCCAGACCACGGAUAAAACACUGAAUUACAACCGUAUGUUCAGAGCAGCGAUUAAAGAAUAACCCUUUUAUAAUCUAUGCUUAAUGGUUAUUACUGAAGAUGAUGUGUCUUUAUACUUCUCCAAUCCCAGGAUUUAUAUCAUGGCAGAGAAUAAUAUUUUUGGCAGCAAAGUUAUGCUUUUCAUUACCCCCAAAAAUAGAGAUCUGACGGGAUGUUAAAGGCAUGAAUUAAUACAUAUCCUUAAAUUUAAAUCAAUACAUAUACUAGAAUUUAUUCUAUUUUUAUAUUUUAUUCAUUAAUAAAUAAAUGAUUAAAUAACGUAUUGUAUAUAAUAUAUUUUUUUAAUUUAUUCUAAUUAUUUUUUUAGCAUUUAUUUUUGUGCUCUAAUGAACAUGGGAUGAAUGUAAAUAGUAAAACAACAGCAACAACAACAACAAAAAUAAUACUAAUAUUGGUAAAAGAGAUAUGAAUCGAUGUUCUAAAUGCUAUUUAAUCUGCUAUUAAAAUAUCCAACAUAUGUUUUUUAUUCAUUGAGUGACUAAUCUGUCAUAUACAACCCUCUUAAAUGAUUAUAAACUGCCAGCCAGGGUGGAGAAAAGCCAGUGUGCUCUUAGACAAAAUAAACAAAUGAAAUACAUCUACACAUAAUAUAUUAAAAGAGAACAUAAAAUACUCAAAUAAAUGGAAAACAACUUAAUUAUUAAGUAGUUGCGUGUGCUUUUUCGACAGGCAUUUUUCCGGACUGCUAAAUGUAAGACAAAGAAGGACCCUAGCAGGAAGAGUUUCAGUGAUGGCGUCUCGUCGCACACUGAAAGCAGUUCUCAUUGAUCUGAGUGGGACUCUUCAUAUCGAGGAUGCUGCAGUUCCUGGGGCGCAGGAGGCGUUAGCCCGAUUAAGACAGGCUCCAGUCGCAGUAAAAUUUGUGACCAACACCACAAAGGAAUGUAAGAGGACCCUGUUUGAGCGACUGCGUCGGUUAAACUUUGACCUCCAGGAGCAGGAUAUCUUCACAUCACUCACUGCAGCCCGUAAUCUAUUGGAGCAGAGAGCAGUGCGCCCCCUACUGCUGGUGGAGGAUAGCGCUCUAGAGGACUUCACAGGUUUGGAAACUUCAGAUCCUAAUGCUGUUGUGAUUGGAUUAGCACCUGACCACUUCAACUACCAGACACUCAAUAAAGCCUUCCGACUCAUUUUAGAUGGUGCCCCCCUCAUUGCCGUCCAUAAAGCACGAUACUAUAAAAGGAAGGAUGGGUUGGCUUUGGGACCGGGUCCGUUUGUGACGGGUCUUGAGUACGCGACUGACACCCAGGCCACAGUGGUGGGUAAACCAGAGAAAGCCUUCUUCCUGGAGGCCUUACGAGACCUGAACUGCUCACCCGAGGAGGCUGUGAUGAUAGGAGACGAUGCCAGAGAUGAUGUUGGUGGGGCACAGAAUGCAGGAAUGCUGGGAAUUUUAGUGAAAACUGGUAAAUACAGACCUGGUGAUGAGGGUAAAAUUAACCCGUCACCUCACCUGACGUGUGACAGCUUUCCAGAGGCUGUCAAUCAUAUACUUGAAAAUCUCUUAGGAUCUAAAUAACUGGAAAACUGACAAAAAAGAAAAAGUAAUAUUGGUACUGUGUAGUUUGAUUAUCGUUUAACUGUCCCUUAUAAUGUCGCUGCACUCCCUAUGCAUUUAUUCUGAUGUACUGUACUUAAAAUAAAUAAAAUCAAAACAAAACAUGAAC